CUGCGUUCCGAGGCCGUUAACGGCGGCGCGGCGGGGCCGCGGCUCCAAAACAAAGGGCUGGCGGCCCGCGGGGCGGCGGCGGGAGGAUGCCUCGCGCCCUGCGGAGGCGACAACGGCCGCAGCGCGUCCCGGGUCGCGCCCGGGGCGCUUGAGAACCGAGCCCGCGCUGACCGAGGCCCGGGACGGAUGGGCGCUGCGGGCCGGGGCGCGGACCGCCGAGCGGCCGUUGUGACGUCCUCCUCGCGUCCCCGCUGUGUGGACAGUGCCACACGCCCUCGGAACAGCGACGGCUCUUGCGUGCAUGUUCCAGUGCUGCUUCUGCCAGAGACCCCCACAGAGCCGCGGUUCGUCCGGUGCCAGCCCUGAGCUGAGCGGCACGUGCCCGGCAGAGAUGGUGAAGAUGACAAAAUCCAAAACUUUCCAAGCUUACCUGCCAGACUGUCACCGAACGUACAGCUGUGUCCACUGCAGAGCCCACCUGGCCAAUCACGACGAGCUGAUCUCCAAGUCCUUUCAGGGAAGUCAGGGACGCGCCUACCUCUUCAAUUCUGUGGUGAACGUGGGCUGCGGCCCCGCGGAGGAGAGAGUGCUGCUCACGGGCCUGCACGCCGUCGCAGACAUCUACUGUGAGAACUGCAAAACCACACUCGGGUGGAAAUACGAACAUGCGUUUGAGAGCAGUCAGAAAUACAAGGAAGGAAAAUUCAUCAUCGAGCUGGCCCACAUGAUCAAAGACAAUGGCUGGGAGUAAAGUGAAGAGUUCCUGUUUUCUUUUGGAUACCGUUUUGUGAAAGAGACUGUAAUGUAAUGAAAACAUAAGAGCAUCCUGGAUGACAGUAUUUUCUUGAACUUGAACCUUGCUAGCCAGCUUCUCCUGGCCGUUUCCAUGGGUAAGGCUCCAUCCGGUCUAUGUCCUCUAUAUUUACAUGGUCGUUCCUGAAAUAUUUCUAAUGUCUCAAGUGCUAGAGAAAGAAUUAUCCAGCUGAUGACCUAGCCGUCUAGUUAACGCCUUCUCUAACCUGUGCCUCUGAGGUUGGGUUUGGCUGUGCUCUCCCAUGUGUGACACUGGACCAGGUCUCUGCAGACACCAGGGGCAGGGUCUCCUCAGAGAGGGGGGGUCACCCCCGUCGUGCAGCAUGAAGGGUUUUAGCCCACUGUUUUCCUAAUUCGCAAAAUUACAAAUUGGUUACUUUGCUUGCAAAUGAGCUGUUAAGUCAUAGUAUUUGUUUCAGAAUUUUCCAGAAGCAGUCAACAACUCUAUUGUAUGCACCAAGAGUGCUUUUUUAUUUUUCAGCCUUAUUCCGAAAGAGGGCUCCAUUGAUAACAUUUUAGAUAAGUUAUAGAGAAAUGUGUCUAAUGGAACGUCUUGUUUAUUUAAGCCAAUACCUUUGUCAUCUGGAGAGCAAGUGAACUAGUCGCUAGCAAAGACUGUUCCAGGGGCCACAGUCCCGGACACAGGGCUCCCGGGGUGGGGCGUAUGUGGGAGUCAGGCCC
Molecule: messenger RNA, 1494 nt
Organism: Phyllostomus hastatus (greater spear-nosed bat)
Lineage: Eukaryota; Metazoa; Chordata; Mammalia; Chiroptera; Phyllostomidae
Gene: YPEL1
Product: yippee like 1
Exons: 5
Coding region: 302-751 (149 amino acids)
Source: RefSeq, a predicted model, not a curated record